Messenger RNA from Sporothrix brasiliensis 5110, 2427 nucleotides. RefSeq lists its product as uncharacterized. Gene Ontology annotation, molecular function: DNA binding; histone binding. Lineage: Eukaryota; Fungi; Ascomycota; Sordariomycetes; Ophiostomatales; Ophiostomataceae. Gene Ontology annotation, biological process: positive regulation of DNA-templated transcription. The record is from RefSeq and is a predicted model, not a curated record. Gene Ontology annotation, cellular component: SWI/SNF complex. The transcript is spliced from 2 exons. The coding region runs from base 1 to 2427 and encodes 808 amino acids.
AUGGAUGAGGAUACCGUCAACUUCGGCAGCCCUGCCAACGCCGGAACACCAUCCAGCAACCCGCCUGUCGCGGCACCACCUGCAGACGAGCCAUCGACAACUGCCCCCGAAGAUGUUCACAUGGGCGACGGGGAUGCCGCAGACACACAAGAUGCACCCAGCACAACAGAACCAGCCAUCAAGGAGGACAGCGCCACACCCGCCGUAGCAGGCCUUUCCGACAGCGCGCUCAAUGCGCCCGAGGCACCAGCAGCCGCGACGAGCGGCGCCGAGGACGAGGAAAUGGGCGACGCAGCCAACGGCGGCUCGGCAGACGCGACAGCAGCACAAGCGUCGGGCGACGCGGCUGAAGACACCAAGGUUGACGUGACGGCCGGCGACAACGGCACGCCGGCAGCGGCCGCUGACGAGGGUGCGGCGGAGGCAGCGGGCGAGGCGUCGGGCGAGGCGGACGGCGCUGCCGAGGGCGCUGCUGCCGAGGGCGAGGACGGCGCUGCCAGCACCACCAAGUCCAAGGAGACGGUCGAGAACGCGGCGCGCGAGCACCUCAUUACGCAGACGCACGCCAUCAUCCUCCCCAGCUACAGCACCUGGUUCGACAUGAACAAGAUUCACAACAUUGAGCGGAAAGCCCUGCCCGAGUUCUUCAACAGCCGCAACCGCAGCAAGACCCCGCACGUCUACAAGGACUACCGCGAUUUCAUGAUCAACACCUACCGCCUCAACCCCGUCGAGUACCUGACCGUCACCGCCUGCCGUCGCAACCUGGCAGGCGACGUCUGCGCCAUCAUGCGCGUGCACGCCUUCCUCGAGCAGUGGGGCCUCAUCAACUACCAGGUCGACUACGAGCAGCGCCCGUCGCACGUCGGCCCUCCCUUCACCGGCCACUUCAAGAUCAUUGCCGACACGCCGCGCGGUCUGCAGCCAUGGCAGCCUGCUGCCGAUCCCGUCAUCGUCGGUGGCAAGAAGCACGGCGACACCGACGCACGCGCCGCCACGGGCGUUGCGCCCAAGUCGGAGCUGAACCUCGAGGUCGGCCGCAACAUCUACGAGGCCAACGCGCGCGGCGCCAAGGUCUCCGGUGCCAGCGGCACCGCCGCCGCCGCGUCUGCGGCAGCCAAGACGGAGGCCAAGACGAACAACGAGGCGUCGCACACUGCCGGUGCGACGACGAACGGCACACAGAACGGCACCCCCGCACCGGGCGCACCAUCGGCAUCCGCUGCUGCUGCCGCCGCCGCCGAAGAGCUGACCAAGAAGCCGAGUGUCAAGGUCAACUGCCACCUGUGCGGCAUCGACUGCACCCGCAUCUACUACCACAACCCCCAGGCCGAGGGCAACCCGCGCGCCCAGUACGACCUGUGCCCCAGCUGCUACCUCGAAGGCCGCAUGGCGGGCAACCAGACCAGCGCGCAGUAUCUGCGCAUGGAGAACCCCACCUACUCGUCUGUCCUCGACCGCGACGCGCCCUGGAGCGAUGCCGAGCUGGUGCGCCUGCUCGAGGCCAUUGAGCGCUUCGACGACGACUGGGGCCAAGUGGCCGACCACGUCGGCACGCGCACGCGCGAGGAGUGUGUUUUGCAGUUCCUGCAGCUGGACAUUGAGUCCAAGUACCUGGACUCCGAGGUCACGGAGCAGGCCCCCGUGGGCCUGUCGAUCCUGGGCGGCGGCGGCGGCCGUCUGCCCUUCAACCAGGCCGACAACCCUGUCAUGUCGGUUAUUGGUUUCCUGGCCAGCCUGGCGGACCCGGCCAGCACGGCGGCGGCGGCCAACAAGUCGCUGGACGAGCUGAAGCGCGGCCUGCAGAAGAAGCUGGAAGCCGGCGGCGAGGAGGCGGCAUCGGACGACAAGGACAAGGAUAGCAAGGACAAGGCGGCCACGGCCGGUACGGACGACCGCAACGACGAUGCCAUGGAUGUGGACGGCACGCGGUCGACCGACGUGUCCCUGACGACCAAGACGACCACCACCACAACCACCACGACCACGACGACGUUGAGCAGCGCACAGCAGAACCUGGCCAACCUGCCGCUGGCGUCCAUUGGCGCGCGGUCGGGCGGCCUGGCGUCCCACGAGGAGCGCGAGAUGACCCGCCUCGUGUCGGCCGCCGUCAACGUCACCCUGCAGAAGAUGGAGCUCAAGCUCAAGUACUUUAACGAGAUGGAGGCCAUCCUGCAGGCCGAGCGCCGCGAGCUCGAGCGCGCGCGCCAGCAGCUGUUCCUCGACCGCCUGUCGUUCAAGCGCCGCGUGCGCGAGGUCCAGGAAAACCUCAAGACCGCCGCCGCCACCGGCGGCGACCAGGGCCUGCGCCUGGCCCAGGACGCCCUCGUCGACGGCCCGCGCCUGGCUUUCCCGCCGGCCACGCCGGCCGGUGGUGUGCAGCCCCUGAGCGCCACGCCCGGUGCGGCGCGGAGUCUGGAGCUGUAA